This is a messenger RNA of Diaporthe citri, 315 nucleotides long. RefSeq lists its product as uncharacterized. The record is from RefSeq and is a predicted model, not a curated record. The transcript has 2 exons. Gene Ontology annotation, cellular component: catalytic step 2 spliceosome; U1 snRNP; U4 snRNP. Gene Ontology annotation, biological process: spliceosomal snRNP assembly; RNA processing. The coding region runs from base 1 to 315 and encodes 104 amino acids. NCBI's taxonomy places the organism in Eukaryota, Fungi, Ascomycota, Sordariomycetes, Diaporthales, Diaporthaceae. Gene Ontology annotation, molecular function: RNA binding.
AUGACGUCCACGAUCGGAAUCCCAAUCAAGCUCCUCAACGAGGCCCAGGGUCAUAUCAUCACCCUGGAGCUCGACUCCGGCACCACCUACCGCGGCAAGCUGAUCGAAGCCGAGGACAACAUGAACAUCCAGCUCAAGGACAUCACCGUGACGGCGCGCGACGGCCGUGUCAGCCACCUGGAACAGGUCUACAUCCGCGGCAGCCACGUGCGCUUCUUCAUCGUGCCAGACAUGCUGCGGUAUGCCCAAACCCUCAACCCACCCCUAGCAACAGCCCUGGACGAGGGCGACAGCGACAAGAAGGGACCCCCGUAA